AUGGCACCUGCUACCCGUCGUCCUGUUCGCGUUGCCGGCGCCUCUGGAGGCUUCUCGGACCGCGUCCGCGCUAUCUCUUCCCUCGCAAAGAAUGACGAGUGCGAUGUCAUUGUCGGGGACUGGCUGUCCGAGCUCACUAUGACUAUUCACGGUACUGGGAAGAUAAGAAACACGGAGCAAAUGAUGCAGGCGCGUACUUUCGAAGAGAAGCUCAACUACGCCAUGUUCGCUGAGAACUUCCUCGAUUGUUUUAUGCCUGCCGUGAAGGAUGUGGCUGAGAAGGGCAUUAAGAUUGCUGUCAACGCUGGGGCAUCGGAUACGGAGCUUCUUGCUCAGCUCGUGGACAAGAAGGUGAAGGAACAAGGAUUUAACCUGAAGGUUGCCUGGAUUGAGGGCGAUGAUGUUACCGGCACUGUCAAGGGCAUGUUAAACAAGGGCGAGGGUUUCCGCAGUCUCAUGCACGGCCGGUCGGUUGAGGAAUGGGGACUGGAGCCUGUGUGCGCGCAGUGCUACCUCGGUGGUAUGGGUAUCGCACAGGCUCUUACCGAGGGUGCAGACAUCGUCAUUGCCGGCCGUGUAUCCGACGCUUCUCCAAUCAUCGGUGCUGCAGCUUGGUGGCACGGGUGGACAAACGACAUGUUCGACGAGCUCGCCGGAUCCCUCAUCAUCGGCCACCUUCUCGAAUGUGCCUCCUACGUCUCUGGUGGCUAUUGUUCUAACUUCCGAACUCUUCUUGCACAGGGCAAGCACAUCAACAUGGGUUUCCCAAUCUGCGCGAUUGACCACAAGGGAGAGGGUAUCAUGUCCAAGGAGAAAAACACUGGCGGUGAAAUGACGGUCGCUACUUGCACCUCGCAGCUCCUCUACGAGAUCCAGGGUCCGCAGUACUACAACUGCGACGUAACCGCCCAAAUCGAAAACGUCAAGAUGGAGCAAGUCGGCGAAAACCAAGUCAAGAUCUCGGGCAUCAAAGGCCUCCCACCCCCACCCACCACCAAAGUCGGUCUCACAGGCUUCGCCGGCUGGCAAGCCGAAUACCACGUCUACCUCUGCGGCCUCCACAUCGAAGAAAAGUGCAAAUGGACCGAAUCCCAAAUCCGCUACGAGCUCGGCGAAGAAACCCUCAAGAAAUUCACCACCCUCAAAUUCAUGCAAAAUGGGACCUCCCCCCUCGACGCACGCAACCAGGAUGUCGCCACCGUCGACUUCCGCGUCUUCGCGCAGACAAAAGACCGCGAACUGCUCAACAUGCGAAACCCAGACGGCUUCUUCCGCACCUCCAUGGUCACCUUCUUGCAGUCCUGUCCCGGCGCUUCGCUAGGCAACGACAUGCGCCAGGCAGAAGGAAAACCAUACUACGAGUACCACCCGUCGCUUCUCCCGCAGUCUGCGCUCCAGCAGCGCGUGCACUGCCUCUGGGACGGCGACCAAGCGCAGGGCUUCAAAGACGGGAAGAAAGUAAUAGACAUACCGCUCGCUCCCGAGUUCCGCGAGUACGACCGCCAACAACCCUCCUACGAAGCUACUAAUCCCGUUCCUCUCGACGCCUUUGGCCCAACAGUUCGUCUGCCGCUCGGCUCCAUUGUUCUUGGACGCUCAGGCGACAAGUGCUCUGAUUGCAAUGUGGGCUUCUUCGUGCGCCACGACGACGAGUGGGAGUGGCUGCGCAGUCUGCUCACUGUCAACAAGAUCAAAGAGUUGUUGGGCCCGGAGGAGUACAAGGGGAAGCUGAUUGACCGGUUUGAGAUGCAGAAUAUUCGCGCCGUGCACUUCUUGCUGCAUGAUCAUUUGGAUAGAGGAUACGACGCCUGCUCGACGUAUGAUACGCUGGGGAAGAACUGCUGUGAGUAUUUGAGGGCUAAGACGGUGGACAUCCCGAUUCAGUUUGUGAAAAGGGGUGUGCUGUAG
Didymosphaeria variabile is the source of this 1908-nucleotide messenger RNA. RefSeq lists its product as uncharacterized. The transcript is spliced from 2 exons. Bases 1 to 1908 code for a protein of 635 amino acids. NCBI's taxonomy places the organism in Eukaryota, Fungi, Ascomycota, Dothideomycetes, Pleosporales, Didymosphaeriaceae. The record is from RefSeq and is a predicted model, not a curated record.